This is a messenger RNA of Pyricularia grisea, 3968 nucleotides long. RefSeq lists its product as uncharacterized. The coding region runs from base 634 to 3735 and encodes 1033 amino acids. The transcript has 2 exons. Lineage: Eukaryota; Fungi; Ascomycota; Sordariomycetes; Magnaporthales; Pyriculariaceae. The record is from RefSeq and is a predicted model, not a curated record.
UAAGAAGGUUGCCGUUCCGUUCUCUGCUCCGCAGCUCGCUUCAGAUCUUACGCUUACGGUAUUUACCCGUUACUACUUUUUUACUGGUAUAUGUCUGAGCUAAAGAGGUAAAAGAAGAAGAAGGGGGAAAGCUAUUGUUCCAAGACGAUUGAGACAAAUUCCGACCACUCCCACUCGAUUUGUUUCUAUUGUGCCUGGUUUCUUUUGUUAUCUUCUCCCAUUGAGACUUUUUGUUUCUAUUUCCCCUGCCCUGACCAGUACAACAGGCAGCCCCGCUUUACUUGGUCCAGGUCACCUCGCCCUGGUUACCACCCCCCGGUCCCCGCCUCACACAGUAAUCAGGGCCAUUCGUUGGGCAUAAGAACAUCUACGAACCCGACUAAGCUUGGAGUCAGCUCUUCUCCCCAGUCGUCAAUCAAGAAUUCUUUUUUUUUUAUGAUGCGCCACAACUAGCAGAAGCAAUUGGCGAGCAACAAAUACCAAAUUUUGAGGAGAGUCCACCUAAGGAGAGUGCGCGUGUGCGCGAAUAGCCUCACACAGCGGGGAGAGAGACCGCUGGCUGAGAAGGAGAGCUUGGCGAGCUCAUAAGGCCUCUCUCUCACUGCACCGAUAAAAUUAUAAGUGAGUGCCAGGAUGAUGAACUCGGUCGACAGCAACAACCUCCAAGCUGGACAAUGGACAGGCCCAGAGCCGCGAGCAAAAACGCCAAAACCCGUCGAUCCCCCACCGCCUGUUCGCGCGAAUCAGUCGUCCAAACUUGACCGUCAUGUCCCCCGGUCUAAUGACUUAAUCCCCCGUUAUCCACCAGCACCCAGUGUUGAGGAUGAGGCAUCUUCACUGGCCAAAGAACAUGCACAUUAUCAAGUGCAUUCCCCUUUGCCGGCCGAUGAGGAGGUUCAAUACCGUGGAGAACUAGAGCAAAACCCGAUUCUUGUCCCGGUGCACGAGUCCAAUCCGGAGCGACGGUUUGUGCAUGUUGUUGGAGCCAAGUCUACCAGCGAUAAUGAGUCCGACGAAAGCCCCAAGAACGGAGGCAGUGUUGAGGAGCAGGAAGAUGAAAAGCCAAGGCCGGAGAAUGAGGGCUACAAGGCCAACACUGGUCGCAAGUACACUGUGCCCAGCGUGAUACCGGUUGUUCUGAAGCCUACCGAAAAAGCAAGGCCUCCAGAGGACAAGGUCGACACAGAGCGGAGGAGGCUGAGGAGAAGCCGCAGUGAGCUACCUCGCAUCGAGACUGAUGUAUCCACGAGAGAUCGGUCGCGAAAUCGUUCCAGGGAUCGGUCAAGGGAGCGCCGAAGGGCUGCAUCCCGAGCUGCCUCCCGAAACCCGUCUGGCAGGAAUUCAUCUCGGGAACGGUCUCGGGAACGACAAAGAGCGCGGUCUCGUGCACCAUCCCCAGUCAUCUCGAGGAGAAAGUCUACUGCAUUUGUCAACCAGCGCCCACGUACCGAAUACUUUGAUUCCCCAAGCGACGCAUAUCUAUCACCAAACCCUACCGUGAUCAAGCACUCCACGACGGGACGGGACAGAGCCUACUUUGACAUGAACCACAACUCAGCACCCAACGGCGAAAGGCCACGUUCUACAGUCGUCCACAGCUCGACCAGGCCGAAGGUUUACGACGACAGGGGUGAAAAGCGGAGCGCAGUCUCAUACGAGAGAACAAAACACUACGAGGACUCCCUCAGACGCCCGGCUAGCAGCAUCGAAGUACCGAGAACUUCGCGGGCGUACUCUGACAGGAGACCGGAGAAGAAGUAUGACGAACCUAGUCCUCGCACUAACCGGAGGAAUAUCUCACCUCCACGCUCAGAUGGCCGCAGAUAUUACGGUGGUGGAUCGCCAACUCGUUCAGAGCGUUCCGUCAGGUCAGAAAGGUCGGAUAGGAGGAGAUCUCCCCCAUCGCGAAGGUACUCUGAGCGUGAACGAGAUCGGGAAAGGGAACGGGAACGGGAACGGGACCGCGAUCGCGAUCGCGAUCGUGACCGGGAGAGGGAGAGGGAGAGAGAACGUCUCAGGGACCGAGAAAAACGGAACCGAGAUCGGACACGUGAACCACCAUCGAGAAGCGAUUCAUACAAAAGCCAACGCUCAUCGCACAACAGCGAUGAAUCAAGCGAUGACUAUGCAAGCUCACUCCGGUCUGCUCGAGGCCCCCGAGACAGCCGCGUUUCUUUAAUGAGCGGUGAUCCAAACUAUCUGCUCAGCCCAGAGUCGAUAACUAGGCCUUCCCUCAGCAGCAGAAUGAGCUCCCGACGUGAAACCCCGUUGACAUCACCUCGGGGCUCAGUUGCGGGCAUGGAUACCCCUCCUCUACCGAGCCCACGCUCUUCAUAUACUUUCCCUCAGAUGAAGGAGCGACGCCGAGCUGAUGAAGGUUCCACGUCACCAUUCGCCCCUGGCCCUUCCUCGCCGACGACAGUAUCACCCCAGACUCAGCAUGCGAAGAUACCUAGCCUUACUGCAUCACUGAGUCUCCCUAUAGGCGCAACAAUGACUGCCGGUGCCAUUGUUGCUUCCUCUGGACUUACUGGUAUGCCAAAUGGGGCCAAUGAACCUAUCGAGCGUAUGAUUACACCGAUGCCUCCACCAGCUCAGCGUCAGGAUUCGGCCUCGUCGAUUGGAUCAUGGCAACAGUCCCCGUACAGCCCUCCUGCCGUGCAACCGUAUGAAAACGGAAAUACAGACCAGCAAGUCGUAUCAUUCAGACAGUACUCCGAAGAUGUCAGCGAGGGACGGGUUAACGAUCUUCCCGUAUGCCCUCGCCGGACACCUCAGGUCGGGCUUGCGGAUUGGCUCACGUUUCCGCAAAGUAAUAACUUCAACAUAUGCCCCGAUUGUUACACGGGUGUGUUUGCGCAUACUGAGUACGCUCAUAUGUUUGUCCCGGCGCCAUUCAGACCGAUGGACAAGCCUAUCGGGUGUGACUUUGGAGCUUCGGCCUGGUACCGCAUCGCCUGGCUCAUGACGCGCAAAUCUGGUUUGCCAAACAUGCAACUGCUCCAGAACAUAGCUGUAGUCGACACCAAGAACCAGCCAUGCUCUGGCGACCAACGAAUGACGCGAGUGUGGUUCACAGUCCGCAAUCCUAGGGACAACCGACCCGUGGAACGCUUCCAAGUAUGCGGGUACUGUGCAGGCUCUGUUCAGAGUCUGUUCCCCAACCUUGCCGGCAUUUUUCAGCCGGUAGAUCCCAAGGCCGAGCCGACAAAGGCGAUAUGCUCGUUACACUUCUCCGCAGAGCGUCUACGGUUCCUCGACUACUUCGACCUGCUCGAAGAAACAUCAGACAGGGCCAUGACCCGCGGCUCAAUCCCGGACGUGCGCAGGCUCUACGAGAAGCUGCGACGACUGAGCUUGGGCGACUGCGCGCGCGAUGAGUACCUGACCGACCGCGAGUGGUACACCAUACGCAACUUCCCCCGCUUCACGGCGUGCGAGGAGUGCUUCGAGCAGGUCGUGCAGCCCGAGAUCGACAGGAGCAACCCGCUGGCGAGGCAAUUCCUCUACCGGCCUCAGCGCGUGCGCCGGGCGGCCUGCCAGCUGUACUCGGCGCGGAUGCGUCGCCACUUUGCCGAGGCCUGCCGCGCCAACGAUCUCGACAGGCUCAUUCGCGUUGUCGAGGAGCGGGAGCACAUCGAGAAGGAUUGCAAAGCGCGCAUCGCGCACUAUCAGGCCCAGAACCGCCUAGACAGGGUGGAUGACUACGAGAGGAAAUGGCAGAGGUAUGAGUGAAGGGGAUGAGUGAAAUGACGAGAAUGCCGUUUUUUUUUUUUUAAAAUAGACGCAUCGGGGACCCGAAUAGCAUCUGUCGCAUUAAAAGCGACGCAAAAUGGAGACGGCGUCCUGUAUGUAGAAGUACUUACACAUUUUCUUUUAUCUUGGGUGGAAUACCUGGGGUUUUUAUUUUCUUUGUAGAUUAGUUUGGGACUUUUUGGAGUGUAAAAUGAUGACGAUGAUGAUGACCC